CCGAGGCAGCAGGGACAGUCAGUCAGUUGUUGUAGUUGAAAGUGAGAAGGUCGGAUUAUGCGGCUCCACUUUGACUUUACCUGCAGCAGAGCUCAUUUCAGCCUCAGACACCCAGCAGCAGUCUGCAGAACACCUGGCAGGUCCGUCUGCGCCGCAGCAGCAGCAGCACCGCCACGUUUCCUGGAUCAUCGGGAGGCCAACGAGGAGCGGACGGAGCUCCGGGUGGGUCCAGACGUGAAGCUGUGGAGGUUCUGGAUGUGAUCAGCUCCGGUGUACGAUGUGUGGACCUGGUCUCGCCCUGUGCUUCCUGCUCUGGAUCGGAGGAGUCUCCACCACUCAAGGUGAGGUGAUCGCUCCGGCCAGCCUGACGGCAGAGGCGGGGCGCCCUCUAGUGCUAGCCUGCAACAUCACCACGGCGACAGGCAGCGAGGUCCUCCAGGUGCGCUGGCUGGACCAGAACGCCAAGCUCCUGCUGGCGUACGAGCAGCGCGAGCCGGUGCGCAUCAGCCACCAGGCGAGCGGCGUGCGGCUCACCGCCUCGCACGGCGACACCAGCGCCAUCACCAUCGAGAACGUGCGGGCCGACGGCGGCGGCUGCUACCGCUGCGUCUUCGACGUCUUCCCCCAGGGGACGCAGGAGGGCUCCACCUGCAUCAGCGUCACCGGUAAGGUGCACCUGGAGGGCAACCGGACGGCCGUGAGCGGGAAGCCGCUGACCCUGUCCUGCUCCUACAGCCUCCCCGAGCGCGUCCGCCAGGUGCUGUGGAGGAAGACGGCCGAGCAGGGCGACACCGUCACUGUGGCGUCCUACGCCAAGCACGGCCACUACAGCGUGGAGGAGGAGUUCAGGGGUCGGGUCCACCUGAGCCGGACGCUGGGGGACACCCAGCUGAGCAUCCAGGUGGUGAGGACGGAGGACGAGGCCUGCUACACCUGCGAGUUCCACACGUACCCGGACGGCGCCCGGAGCGCCACCGCCUGCCUCUCCGUCUAUGUUCUGCCCGAACCAGAAGUGAGCCACGUGACCUCGCCCUCAGGGGUCACUGAGGCCAAGUGCACCGCCCAGUCCCGCCCGGCGGCAGACAUCACCUGGGAUGUACGCGGCGACAACAGGACGUUGGGGCCGCCCGUUCUGUCGGUGUCCGAUCAGGGCGAUGGCACCACGAUCAUGACGAGCACGCUGAUGUUCCCGUCGGCGCUGCUCAGCGACGUGGCCGUCAGGUGCAUCGUGCAGCACCAGGGGCUGGACAAGCCGGUGACGCUGUUCCUCAACACCAAUGUGGCUCCAGUGACGGUGAUCCUGCUGUCGGUUUGCGGCGUGGCCGCCGUGCUCCUCCUCUGCCUGUGUGUGUGCCUCUGCAAAUGCUUCAUCUGCACCAACGACUGAUGAGGAGGGAUGCCGCAGGCAAGGAGGAAGGACCUCAACACUGCCACCUGCUGGGAGAUCCUGCAACUACACGUGUAACACUGGAACUGGAGUCUGCCUGAGAGGAUUCGACCGGAGAGACAACGUUGUUUUACACUUAAAAAAAUGGAGCGCUAAAGUUCUAAAUCCAGCUUCAAAAAUUAUUUAAAAAAACUUGUUACAUAUUUCCAGAAUCAACAUGACUUAAAAAAAAAUUAAAUUCUGCUUUAGUAAAAAAAAAAAAAGAAGAAGAAAAUCUCGUAAAAAAAAUUGGAAUUACUUUUUUUAGAACAAAAAAUAACUUCAACAGCAAAUAUUUUUUCAUUUUUCUGAAUUAACAAAAAUUUCCUCCCCAAAUUUUUUUUAAAAGUGUUACGUUUUAUUCAUUAAAUAUUUUUUCUUGAGUUAGUGAUUUAAAGUCAUACAAAACUUUUUUUAUAAGUAAAUGCCAAACAUUUUUUCAGAAUGUUUAUUUAAUUAAAAUAACUUUUUUACUAAAUAGAUUUUUUUCACAAGUGCACAGUUUAUUUUUUCUGCAUUACCAAGUAACUUUUACUUCCUUGUUUGAUUUAAUCUUUUUUUUUUUAACAUGAAACACUUUUGUUUUUUAGAGUUAAACAUUUUAGUAAAAGGUUCAAACAGAUCUUGUUGAAUUAACCCUUUUUUAAUUUCUUCAACUUACUGUGUUUUCACAUAAUUAUGUUGGUAGUUUUGAUAAGAGAUGGUUAUUUAAUCUGCAUUCAUCUUGAUUCCUAAAGCUUUGACUCAUUUUUAUUUUUUAUUAAUUCAGAAACAUGUUUUUUUGAAAAUUUUUCUCAUAGUAAUUGAAACAAACUACAAUAUGAAAGCCUGGCAAACACAUAUCUGUUUUUGUAAAAGUUAUUCUGGAUUUUAUUUCUGCUUUUAAAGCAGGUGUUAAAAGGAUUUGUGUGUCUUUUUUAUCAGAUUUAGUUUUGGGAAGUUGUUUAAAACAUUUUUUUUUUUGCACUAAAACAUGCAAACUGCAGACAAGUUUGCAGCUUGUAGACGCUAAAUGUGACGGUCCCCUCAAGGAAAAUGUCCUUUCAGGUCCUUUUUUAAGGCUGGUUAUAACCCAGAGUCAUUCUAACCUUGAAACAGUGUUAUGUCACUUGACAACCUUCAAUUUGUGGUCGUCAAACCCUCAAAACGGAUGAAGAGAGGGGGGCACUUUUUGAACUUGGCAGGUUACGGGAAAGUCGAGCGCCGAGCAGGGCGGGAGGAAAUGAAGCUUUAUUUCUAGCUGCUGCAAUGCGCUCGGUGGUUAUGGCUCCUGUGUUUCUACAUGAACUGACUAAAACUGCUGCCAUCGCUGGAAAACGUCCAGAACUUUAAAACGAAAUACAACUGGACAUACCAGUGCUUUGUCUUUUAGCACAGCGUUGUGUUUAAUUCUUUGGAGAGAGUCUGUCUGUAAAAUAAUUUAACUUGUGAUUUCCUUGAUUGUGUAAUGUGUAAAUGUUUGCCACAAUGCUUUUUCUAUUAGUUUUUGCUGUAUUGAGUUUUAAAGAAAUAAAGACUUGGGUUGUUUUCUUCAU
Molecule: messenger RNA, 2961 nt
Organism: Salarias fasciatus (jewelled blenny)
Lineage: Eukaryota; Metazoa; Chordata; Actinopteri; Blenniiformes; Blenniidae
Product: nectin-2
Exons: 7
Coding region: 278-1387 (369 amino acids)
Biological process (GO): heterotypic cell-cell adhesion; negative regulation of neuroinflammatory response
Cellular component (GO): neuronal cell body; cell surface; axon
Molecular function (GO): cell-cell adhesion mediator activity
Source: RefSeq, a predicted model, not a curated record